AUGACGCUGGAAUCCCAAGUGAACACAUUUGCAAGUCUUAAGUGUUACACCGAAGUUGUCAGGCUGAAGGUCAAAGAAGCCGUCCACCACAUUAUAAUCCAAAGGCCGGCCUUUCAAGAAAAUUUUGUUGCAUUUGACCCAGUGUUGAAAAACUCGGUGGAAUUCGACAGCAAGAUCGGGCUUUUGGAUUUAGAAGGUAUCCUCGAUGAGGAAGCUUACUGCAUCCAGUCCUUCCUCCAGCGUGCCGCUCGAAGGGAACUGGACUUGGUUGAAAAUUCUGAUACUGGUGGCUUUUUAUGCUUGAUGUAUAGAAAUGGCGCCGGCAGAUCUGGUGGUUCAGUCUGGAGCUAUCGCAGUGAUUUAAGUCAACAGGUAAAACCCAAGUGA
This is a messenger RNA of Dibothriocephalus latus, 387 nucleotides long. The record is from the annotation of a GenBank genome assembly. Lineage: Eukaryota; Metazoa; Platyhelminthes; Cestoda; Diphyllobothriidea; Diphyllobothriidae.